Molecule: messenger RNA, 1131 nt
Organism: Vicugna pacos (alpaca)
Lineage: Eukaryota; Metazoa; Chordata; Mammalia; Artiodactyla; Camelidae
Source: RefSeq, a predicted model, not a curated record
CCACAAUUUCCACUCCCAGGAAGAGAGAACAGACUUGUGCACCAACAGACAGCAGAAGUGUUCUCAACGGCAUUACGUCUCAAGCUGGAAAUACCCAAAUGCACGCCAGGAGUAAAAUGGAUACCCUUUCCUCUGCCGUCCGCGCUCUCUUCUUUGGUCGCCGAGUCCUUGGCAGACGUGAAAAUGGCCACAAGCUUCCUAGUGCACGACAACAUCUGGUUCGCCAAGGUCAAGCAUGAUGAUGCAGAAAGGAGAUGCCACCAGCAGAUGCACGGCCUCUGGAAGGUUCCUCACCCGGAAGACGGCCGCCAGCGAAAUCUCGCGACAGCUCUGAGAUCUCGCGAGAGCCAGAGGAACCAUCCAGAACGCCACAACCACCAGAAGUUCGGGCGCGGGCGGCGCCCGCGGGCGAAUGAGGGAUGCAGAGAGCUGGUUAUCGGGAUUGCCAGCCUGGCAGCAGAGAGGAGCCUGCGAGGGGUGGAGCAGGAUCUGCAGCAGACUGUGUCCAAACUGGAGGCCCGGCUGAGGGCGCUGGAGAAGAGCUCGCCCGCUCACCGGGCCGCAGCCCCGCAGCCCCAGCGAGUGUCUCCCGUGCGCCAUGUGGGGCUCCCCACCCAGAAGGCGGCCUCCGCUGCGGACGACGAGGACCAUGACACUGACGUGUGUGGCAGCGACUAGGCGGAGGACAAGGAGGCUGACCGACUGUGGGAGGAGAGGCUGCGGCAAUACACUGAGAAGCCGGCCCUGGUGGCCAAGCCCUCCAUCCUGGACAUCAAGCCCUGGGAUGACGAGAUGGACAGGGCCUGGCUGGAGGCCUGUGUGCGCUCGCUCCAGCUGGACCGGCUGACCUGUUCCAAGCUGGUGCCUGUGGGCCACGGCAUCCACAGGCUGCAGGUCCCCUGUGUGAAGGAGGACGACAAGGUGGGGACGGACUUGCUGGAAGAGGGCAUCACCAGGUUCCAGGAGCACACGCAGAGUGUCCACAGUGCUGCUUUCAACAAGAUCUGAGCCCUGACACUGGGCCUGAGUGUGUGAAGUCUUGCAGCAGGUAAAGACCGAGAUUCAAAAAAAGUAAAACGGAGAAGUCAAUUUUAGGUAUAUACAACAGACGAUUAUAAAUGAGGGAAAAUG